AUAAUCAUACGGAAAUUAUUUGCAAUAAGAGGAAGCGGUUAUAAGCACGCACUGGUUUUCAAUAUUUUACUCACUUAAUUCUUCUUUCCGGUUUUCAUUUCUCUUAGUUAUUUAUAAAUAUAUGCAGAGGCAGCGUAUUAUAUAUAGUGGUUAAGUUUGACAGCAGAUUCUCGCAUGUUCCUUGACAUCGUUAGUGGGAAUUUUAUUACCAAAUUAUUGAUAUUAGUAUUGUUCUUAUUAAGAGGGCUGAGCUGAGAGACAGAGAGAGAGGGAGAGAUUAAGCUGAGAGAGAGGGAGAGAUUAGAGUCAGAUGGGCAGUGAACAAAACAAUAGAGCUGUCAACAGCCACAUGAUGAAGGUGGAAACUGGUGAUUAUGGUUAUGUUCUUGAAGAUGUUCCUCACUUGACUGAUUAUAUUGAUCAGCUUCCUACCUAUCCCAAUCCGUUGCGAUCUAAUCCAGCAUAUUCAGUUGUAAAGCAGUACUUUGUAAAUGUCGAUGAUACUGUACCACAAAAGGUUGUGGUUCAUAAAGAUAGUCCAAGGGGAAUACAUUUCCGACGUGCCGGACCUCGCCAGAAGGUAUAUUUCAGCCCAGAUGAGGUGCAUGCUUGUAUUGUAACAUGCGGUGGGUUGUGCCCUGGGCUUAAUACGGUGAUCAGGGAAAUUGUAUGUGCUCUCUAUCACAUGUACGGCAUCACCAGAGUCUCUGGAAUAGAGGGAGGUUAUAGAGGUUUUUAUUCAAGAAAUACCAUUCCCUUGACACCAAAGAUUGUAAAUGAUAUUCACAAACGUGGAGGCACAGUCCUUGGAACAUCUCGUGGGGGGCAUGAUAAGAUGAAGAUUGUUGACAGCAUUCAGGAUCGAGGAAUUAAUCAGGUUUAUAUUAUUGGAGGAGAUGGGACUCAGAAAGGUGCUGCUGUCAUUUUUGAGGAAGUUAGACGGCGCGGUCUGAAGGUUGCGAUUGCAGGAAUUCCAAAAACUAUUGAUAAUGACAUUCCGGUCAUUGAUAAAUCAUUUGGUUUUGAUACUGCUGUUGAAGAAGCUCAACGCGCCAUCAAUGCUGCACACGUUGAAGCUGAAAGUGCCGAGAACGGUGUUGGUGUAGUGAAGCUAAUGGGCCGUUACAGUGGUUUUAUUGCCAUGUAUGCCACUCUUGCCAGCCGAGAUGUAGAUUUGUGCUUGAUACCAGAGUCACCAUUCUAUCUUGAAGGAGAAGGUGGACUUUUUGAAUAUGUGGAGAAACGACUUAAAGAAGAUGGACACAUGGUUAUUGUUAUAGCUGAAGGAGCAGGUCAGGAUCUUCUUGAUAAAGAACAGAGCCUAGGAAAUGCGCAAGAUGCUUCAGGGAACAAGCUACUUGCAGAUAAUGGAUUGUGGAUUUCUCAAAAGAUUAAGGAUCAUUUUGCCAGAAACAAGUUGCAGCUCACUCUUAAAUAUAUAGAUCCUACCUACAUGAUCCGUGCUAUUCCGAGUAAUGCAUCGGACAAUGUGUAUUGCACACUUCUUGCACAAAGUUGCGUUCAUGGAGCAAUGGCAGGUUACACAGGCUAUACGAGUGGGCUUGUUAAUGGGAGACAGACAUACAUCCCUUUUAAUCGCAUAAAUGAACAGAGGAACCACGUUGUGAUUACUGAUAGGAUGUGGGCAAGGCUUCUUUCUUCAACUAAUCAGCCCAGCUUUUUAUGCAAAAUUGCAAUUGCCAAAGCGAAAGAAGAGGACUUUCCACCUACUCAGUUGCUGGAUGGAGAAAACUGUAAUGAUGAGAAGAUAAGUAAUGAGGAUGACAAAUGAAACCUAAUAAUCUGCGAUAAUAUAUAUAGUAGCAUGUAAAAUUGAGUUGCCUAAGCUGCAAUAAAUUUGUGUAUUAUCAUCAUUCUACACGUUUGAUUGAGAAUGUGUUUCUCUUCUAGACCAAGUGUUCUGCUGUAAUGUACUGUUGUCAAUAUGGUAAUAAAGGUAUGUUUUUACGUUGCA
Messenger RNA from Daucus carota subsp. sativus, 1975 nucleotides. RefSeq names its product ATP-dependent 6-phosphofructokinase 3. Gene Ontology annotation, cellular component: cytoplasm. NCBI's taxonomy places the organism in Eukaryota, Viridiplantae, Streptophyta, Magnoliopsida, Apiales, Apiaceae. The coding region runs from base 311 to 1792 and encodes 493 amino acids. The transcript has 13 exons. Gene Ontology annotation, molecular function: ATP binding; 6-phosphofructokinase activity. The record is from RefSeq and is a predicted model, not a curated record. Gene Ontology annotation, biological process: fructose 6-phosphate metabolic process; glycolytic process.